This is a messenger RNA of Myotis daubentonii (Daubenton's bat), 1284 nucleotides long. It is a transcript of the gene PHOSPHO2, whose product is annotated as phosphatase, orphan 2. The record is from RefSeq and is a predicted model, not a curated record. Lineage: Eukaryota; Metazoa; Chordata; Mammalia; Chiroptera; Vespertilionidae. Gene Ontology annotation, molecular function: phosphatase activity.
CGCUGCGGUCUGUGGGGCCGGAGCACCCAGGCUGCGCCUGCGCGAGAAGCAAAGGCCGGUGUCAGAGCGGGGCGUCCCCACGGACCGGCGGGGGGCGCUCCGCGGGAGCAGGGCGGAGGCUCGCGCAGCUGCCGACUCCUGUCCUGGGCCAGUGCGGGGGUCUGGGGGCCCGGGCUGGUGCCCCAUUCUCAUCCAUCACGGGCCUCCCGCGGGACGACCCCUCCUAGUCCCGGCGGCCCCGGCAGGUUUUCUAUCAGAUGUUCCACCGUAAGAAUGCUGGAGUUAAGAAGUCUCUGUUCCUUUGCUCCAAACCAGAAGACUUCGUUGCAUGCAUAUAGAGUAGGAGUAAUGUUGGUUAGAAACGGGCUGGUGUUGAAAACUGAAGGUUGUCAUGACUAUUUAACUCUAUGCUGAAGUACGAUUAAUUGUCUUGGAAAUACUUAGUUGGAAUACUUCAUCUAGUAGGACAAAUAGCCGAUUGGCCCUCAGAAAUCCAGUCUCCUUAUAUCAAGCUGAAGGUAACCUAAAUCUGUUUGGAACCAUGAAAAUUUUGCUGGUUUUUGACUUUGACAAUACAAUCAUAGAUGACAACAGUGACACCUGGAUUGUACAAUGUGCCCCAGAGAAAAAGCUUCCUAAUGAACUACAGGAUUCUUACAAAAAAGGAUUUUGGACAGAAUUUAUGGGCAGAGUCUUUAAGUAUUUGGGAGAGGAAGGUGUAAGAGAAGAUGAAAUGAAAAGAACAAUGACAUCAAUGCCUUUCACUCCAGGGAUGGUGGAGCUUUUAAACUUCAUAAGAAAGAACAAGGACAAAUUUGAUUGCAUCAUUAUUUCAGAUUCAAAUUCUGUCUUCAUUGACUGGGUUUUAGAAGCUACCAAUUUUCAUGACGUGUUUGAUAAAGUGUUUACAAAUCCAGCAGCUUUUGAUGGCAGUGGUCAUCUCACUGUGGAAAAUUAUCACGCUCAUUCUUGCAAUAGGUGCCCCAAAAACCUUUGCAAAAAUGUAGUUUUGGUAGAAUUUGUAGAUAAACAGUUACAACAAGGAGUGAAUUAUACACAGAUUGUUUAUAUAGGUGAUGGUGGGAAUGAUCUUUGCCCAAUAACCUUUUUAAAGAAAAAUGAUGUUGCCAUGCCACGGAAAGGAUAUACUUUACAGAAAACUCUUUCCAGAAUGUCUCAAAAUCUUGAGCCUAUGGAAUCUUGUGUUGUAGUUUGGUCUUCGGGUGUUGAAAUAAUUUCUCAUUUGCAAAUUCUAAUAAAGGAGUAAUAUGCCAACAAUUGAAA